Messenger RNA from Trypanosoma cruzi, 474 nucleotides. RefSeq names its product cytochrome c oxidase VIII (COX VIII), putative. Bases 1 to 474 code for a protein of 157 amino acids. The transcript has a single exon. NCBI's taxonomy places the organism in Eukaryota, Euglenozoa, Kinetoplastea, Trypanosomatida, Trypanosomatidae. The record is from RefSeq and is a predicted model, not a curated record.
AUGCUUCGUCGCACAGGCCCUGCCGUGAGUUUCACGACAUCUCACCGCGCUCUCAUGUUGCGCACAAGCCGCCCACUUCUGGGGGGUGACAUGAACUCCAAAGAGCGCUUUAAAGCGGCAUGGGAUGAGAUGCCUCUUCACCUCCUUGGUGCCUCGCGAAAACAAGUGUUUGAGUGGCACUGGAAGUGCAUGUACCAGCUUGGUAUUCGUGAUACCACCCGUAUGACGAAGCUCCGAGUGUUGACGAAUUGGGUUGGACUUUUUUCCUUUAUGUACCUCACGUAUAUCUCCGUUUUCUACUCCUCCUUCUACCACAUUUAUUACGAGGACUGGCCUGAGGAGUUCAAGCGCGAGAAUGCACGCGCUUAUGCGCAGUCAAAGGGUUCUGAUGUAUGGGCAGCCGAUGGCAAGUUCAUCCGUCCAUAUUUCCACAUCAGCCCACCGAUGCUCACCAUGACGGCUGAGGACAUUUAA